Messenger RNA from Ricinus communis (castor bean), 1303 nucleotides. Its product is annotated as triacylglycerol lipase 2. Lineage: Eukaryota; Viridiplantae; Streptophyta; Magnoliopsida; Malpighiales; Euphorbiaceae. The record is from RefSeq and is marked provisional. Gene Ontology annotation, biological process: lipid metabolic process. Gene Ontology annotation, molecular function: hydrolase activity, acting on ester bonds.
ACAAUCAUGGCUACUCAUUAUUACAUCUUGCUUCUGUUGUUCUGCUUCGUUGUUAUUUUCUUGGUUUCUAUGCCUCAUCAAGCCCAUGCCUCCAUGCGUGGCUCUUCAAGCCUAUCCAAGAUUGUCUUGGAUCCUCCAGCAGUUGGUAUAUGUGCUUCUUCUGUUACGAUUCAUGGUUACAAAUGCCAAGAAAUUGAAGUGACAACGAAAGACGGAUAUAUACUUAGCCUGCAAAGAAUACCGGAAGGUCGGGCUGGUGGUGGUGGAAAUACUAAGAGGCAGCCAGUUAUAAUACAGCAUGGUGUUCUUGUGGAUGGAAUGACAUGGCUUUUGAAUUCACCGGAGCAAGAUUUACCAUUGAUAUUAGCUGAUAAAGGGUUUGAUGUUUGGAUUGCUAACACUAGAGGAACCAGAUUUUGCAGGCGACACACCUCUCUCCAACCAGAUGACCCGGAAUUCUGGAAUUGGUCAUGGGAUGAAUUGGUAGCCUUCGAUCUACCAGCAGUUUUUGAUUAUGUGUACGCCCAUACUGGGCAGCAGAUACAUUACGUGGGUCAUUCCUUGGGUACUCUGAUAGCACUGGCAUCAUUCUCAGAAGGGUUACUGGUGGACAAGGUGAAAUCAGCUGCCUUGUUGAGUCCUAUUGCUUACUUGAGCCAUAUGAACACUGCCCUCGGUGUUAUUGCAGCUAAAGCCUUCGUUGGUGAGGUCACUACACUAUUUGGUCUUGCUGAGUUCAAUCCUAAAGGGGAGCAAGUAGGACUAUUCCUCCAAGCUCUGUGUGCUUAUCCGGGGGUAGACUGCUAUGAUUUGUUAACUGCAGUUACAGGCCACAAUUGUUGCCUUAAUGCUUCCACGGUCGAUCUCUUCUUGAUGAAUGAGCCUCAAUCCACUUCUACCAAGAACAUGGUUCACUUGGGUCAAACUGUACGAGAUGGGGUGCUAGAAAAGUACAACUAUGGGAAUCCGGAAUAUAACAUGAUGCAUUACGGAGAAGCGACACCUCCAAUCUACAACCUGUCGAACAUUCCUCGCAGCCUUCCUAUAUUCAUGAGCUAUGGAGGACAAGAUGCUCUUUCUGAUGUUCGAGAUGUUCAGCAAUUACUAGACAGUUUCAAGUACCAUGAUGUCGACAAGCUCACUGUUCAGUACAUUAAGGAUUAUGGUCAUGCGGAUUUCAUUAUGGGGGUGAAUGCUAAAGAUAUUGUGUUUAAUCAAGUCUAUUCAUUUUUCAUGCAUCAACACUAAGUUUUGACAGACAGACAGACAAAGCCUUUAUGUAUCAAAAUCAAUGUUUACUAAA